GAAAUAUUGCCAGCCUAGUUUGAACGGAAUAUUGCAGCAAGCGCAAGCAGCUCUAAACAGUCACAUGGAUCAGCUCACAGAAUGUCAACAUCGGUAACCAGUAAAGCCAUGUGGAUUGGCGAGGCACAACAGCGCAACGCAAACCCCUUUUAAUCCUGGAACGCCUGAUCGCCGCCAGUAGACAAAAAGCGGUCCAAUAACCGCUCUAUGCGUUGGGAACAUAUCACUGAAUAAUAACGGACUCGCCGUUUCCAGCCCUCCACUUGCAGCAAAACGACAUUUUUGUAGCAUAAGGGAAUGAACGUUUCGACGUUAACGGCUCGGUCUUGUAAAAUAGCCUACUGUAUUUGAUUUAUGACAGGAUGGUUUCCCUUAGCAGCACCCUGCUUGGAUAACGUUACCGCUGUGCUGUUCUGAUUCUCCGGAUAAUGGGUCUCCCAUUCCUAACAGAGCUUUCUUGGAUUUGAAAGUGGAUGAUUGACUGUACAGGCAGUGAAUGCUAGACGCACCUGUCACUGAUCUCACGCUGUCAACAGCAGAAGAGCAGAUAGAUUUAGUUAAGUUGACAGGACCAUCCUGGAUUGUGUACCACAGUGGAAUUACCAUACUAUUGGUCAGCAGACAAAUAAUGGACAUGUACAAGGAUUCCUCAUCUAUGGAUUUCAAUGGAGUGAUUUUUUUUGUCUGACCAAAACAUUUUCUAUAGAAGGCCAAGGCUUUCCCUACAAAAUAUAAGAAGCUAGUAUUCUGGUCACAUUUUUACUGAGAUGUUGUUUUCCAACGGCUUGAAGUGGAGCCUGUAAUUGUGAUGAAGACACGGCCUGUUUCUGUUCAUCAGAGGAACCCAGUGUUCAUCCUGUUAUAGCCAAGAAAUCUCCAGGGGAGGAAUUAUUCUCAGACAUCCCUUGGAAAUCUGAAUUUUCAAUAAGGGGCUUCUUUGUUUUUCCCUUACCUCCGCUUCCCUGAAAAUUUCAUUUUUGUCUACCACUACACCAUGUAUCUAUCGAUGCAGAAGAACUUCAGGGCAUUUACUGUGUUAGCCUUUAUUGUAACUUUCACCAUGUUCCUCUUCGGUUUCACGUUGAGAGAUCCCUCUCUGUACUUCUUCAAAUAUGCCAUACGCAAGUCGGACAUCUUCUUCUCUAAUGGCCAGUGUGGCUGUCAACAGUGUAUGACAGAGCUGGAGGACGACCCCUGGUUCACUGAGCGGUUCAACCUGUCAGUCCACCCUCUGCUGUCUAGGAGGAACAGCCUGCUGACUAACGACACAUACCGCUGGUGGCAGCGCUUGCAGGAUCACAAGGACCCGGCCAACUUCAGCGAGGUGGUGGAGAAGUUGUUCCAGGUCAUCCCUGAUAAUGAUAACCUCUACAAGGACGCGGGGCCUGAGCGCUGUAGGACCUGUGCUGUGGUGGGGAAUUCUGGGAACCUCAAGGGCUCCCGCUACGGACCCCUCAUCGACUCCAGUGAUGUUAUCAUCAGAAUGAACAUGGCUCCUACCUCUGGCUUUGAGGAGGAUGUUGGGAGCCGGACUACGCAUCACGUCAUGUACCCAGAGAGCGCUGUAGAUCUGGAGAACACCACCAUUCUUCUGCUCAUCCCCUUCAAGACUCUGGACCUGCAAUGGAUCACCAGUGCCUUGACCACCGGCUCCAUCAAAGAAACAUACAUUCCGGUCCGGUCCAGGAUUAAGGCAAACAAGAACAGGGUGUUGAUAUACAACCCAGCCUUCUUUAAAUAUGUCUAUGACACAUGGCUGGAGAAUCAUGGCCGCUAUCCCUCCACUGGCUUCCUCAGCCUAUUGUUUGCCAUGCACAUCUGCGAUAAGGUGAGUGUGUACGGGUUCGGAGCGGACCGGUAUGGGAACUGGCACCACUACUGGGACAAUAAUUACCACGGAGGCGAAUUCCGCAAAACUGGGGUGCAUGAUGGGGACCAUGAGAACAACGUCACCCUGCUUCUGGCUGAUAAACACAAAAUUGAUAUUUUCAGAGGCUUCUGAUAUCUGGAGAUGUCAUUGGCCUGAGACCAUCAAGCCUCAUCAGCCUAAAUCCUGUUGACUCAGGGAUUACCCACUGGGGAUAAACUGGUUGAAAUAACAUUGUUUCAACGUAAUUUGUCACUGUAUCGUGAUGUGGAAUGCAUGUGUAAAAUGUCUUGGAUUUGCAAAAAGUCAUCAAUGUAAACAAUUUUUUGAGGGUGAAAUUUCAACCAGGAUUAUGUCAUGGUAACCUAUUUUUAAGACACAAUUUAUAUAAAAUGUUACAUUUGUACCUUUUUGUAACAAUAUCAGAUCUUUAAUGUUAUAUCCACUAUCAGACCCCCCCCCACACACACACACACAAAAAGUGUUGGUUGUGAACUAACACUUGUACUUUUUUCCCCCUGACUAGCUCUGACUUUGCUGAUAGCUACUUCAUUGUGGAUAAAUGUACUUACUGUAGGUUUAACAAUGCAAAGGAAACGUAACCAUACUUCAUCAAUCGGAUACCAUCAAUGAUGCUAUUUAGGCCUAUAUAGCAUUUGCGACCGUCAUCAACAGCUAUUUGAAUUCAACCCAGGAUUCAACUAAAAAUAGACAAUACAUAUAGGCAAAUGGUUUGAGUCUUUUGGUUAAUUUAAAAGUUAAUAAUGUAUGGGGGGGGGGGGGGGGGUUGCGCUAAGCUGACAUAUGGAAUUGUUUUAGAUGGUCAUACUAUGAAUCCAUUAGCUAUUUGAUUUUGAAUUUUAGAACUUCUUUAGGUAUAAAAAAAUGUUUUGAUAAAUUAUUAAUUUUGGCCUCAUAAGAAACAAGGUUUUGAAGUGUCUGUCAUAAACCCAGUAUAUAUAAAAAUGUAUAUAUUUAUUUUUUUGUGUGUAUAUAUAUAUAUAUUUAUUUGUAAAAAAUAGUGCACGUUCAAGAUCACAGGUUUGUCGACCGCUUCACAAUUUCUACAAUAAACAGCAUUGAUCACUUGCAUCA
Messenger RNA from Oncorhynchus mykiss (rainbow trout), 2962 nucleotides. NCBI's taxonomy places the organism in Eukaryota, Metazoa, Chordata, Actinopteri, Salmoniformes, Salmonidae. The record is from RefSeq and is a predicted model, not a curated record.